Messenger RNA from Xenopus laevis (African clawed frog), 1097 nucleotides. It is a transcript of the gene bsx.L, whose product is annotated as brain specific homeobox L homeolog. Gene Ontology annotation, molecular function: DNA-binding transcription factor activity, RNA polymerase II-specific; DNA binding. Bases 268 to 963 code for a protein of 231 amino acids. NCBI's taxonomy places the organism in Eukaryota, Metazoa, Chordata, Amphibia, Anura, Pipidae. Gene Ontology annotation, biological process: regulation of DNA-templated transcription; regulation of transcription by RNA polymerase II. Gene Ontology annotation, cellular component: nucleus. The transcript has 3 exons. The record is from RefSeq and is a predicted model, not a curated record.
AGCGCUCUCUGCAAUCCAACCUCUCAAUUAGUUUCAAUGGAAAGGAAAUCGCAUCCUCCCGCCCCGCUCUUCCCAUUGGUCGUCAGCUGAGACACCUCAGGUCUCCGGGAGAACAAAUGUGAUCCAUAAAGAGCCGAGCCACCUACAUCCUACCUACUAUGCCUGAAGACAAAUGCAUUUUGGAGAGAAGAGGAGAUUAGAAGAUUGACUUGACUACAACUCAGCUUGAACACUGACAUUUGUUUGACGCUCUUACAGUCUUGGACAAUGAAUUUAAAUUUUACUUCCCCUGGGCACCAGGUGUCUACCCAAAGACCCACUUCAUUUUUUAUUGAAGACAUUCUGCUCCACAAACCAAAACCUUUAAGAGAAUCUUCUACCCAUUUUAGCAGUUCUUUUACUUCUAGAGUUCCUAUUUUAGACUACGGGUACCCACUGAUGCCUACACCUACAAUUCUAGCCCCACAUCCUCAUCAUCCUCUGCACAAGCCUGAACAUCACCAUCCUUUUUUUCUUGCCACAUCAGGGUUGCCAGUACCAGCCCUGUUCCCCCAUCACACGGAGCUGCCGGGCAAACAUUGUCGCAGAAGGAAGGCGCGCACUGUGUUCUCCGAUUCGCAGCUCUCCGGCCUGGAGAAACGCUUUGAGUUGCAGCGUUAUCUUUCCACCCCAGAGAGAGUAGAGCUGGCCACUGCCCUUAGCCUCUCCGAAACUCAGGUAAAAACGUGGUUUCAGAACAGGCGGAUGAAACACAAAAAGCAGCUGAGGAAAACCCAAGACGACCCGAAAGGUGCCCUGAGCGACAGCCACUUGGAUCACAGCUCCAGUGAGACCGAGUCGGGGGAUCCAAACGGCACAGAACGGGCCAAGGGGGGCAGCCAGAAUCCUUUCAUCAGAGAUGAAGCGGAAGAUGAGGUUGAUAUUAUAGAAGAUGAUUUGUGUCCAUCGCAGCAUUUGCUAUAGUGGCUGUUGCCAAUGACUGACCACUCAACAUCUCACUGGCAGACCCAGAAGUUGCCACCGAGCAAGUACAGGCCAUAAGCAGCCUCCCUUGUACAGCUGAUCAACAGAGAUCCUGCUCUUUCCAUUGGCUGACA